Molecule: messenger RNA, 1077 nt
Organism: Microsporum canis CBS 113480
Lineage: Eukaryota; Fungi; Ascomycota; Eurotiomycetes; Onygenales; Arthrodermataceae
Product: alternative oxidase
Exons: 2
Coding region: 1-1077 (358 amino acids)
Biological process (GO): alternative respiration
Cellular component (GO): mitochondrion
Molecular function (GO): alternative oxidase activity
Source: RefSeq, a predicted model, not a curated record
AUGCACCCACCAUCAUCAGCUCCUCUUAGGGCUCUAGUACAGGGCUCUGGAGCCAGGCUCCUUUCGCAACAGUGUCUAAAGAGCAGCUUUAGACCAUCAUCAACCGUGGUUAUUGGCCUUCGAAGCAACCCAGUUUCUCUGUAUUACCGGGACAGCCAUGACCAAGGAAGAUGUUUCUCCACCACCUCCCCAGCAAGGUUGAAGGAGUUCUUUGCUGCGCCAAAGCAGACAAAGCGCAUAAUUGAGACCGAGUCGGCAUUCGAACACCCUGUCUUCACCCAAAAGCAAAUGAAAGACAUCAUAGUUGCCCACCGGGAAACCAAAAACUGGUCAGACUGGGUUGCCCUAGGUACUGUCCGCCUCCUUCGAUGGGGAACCGAUCUGGCAACUGGGUAUAAACACCCCAAACCCGGCGAAGCUGCACCAUCCAAACACUUCCAGAUGAAUGAGCGCAAAUGGCUUAUACGUUUUGUCUUCCUGGAAACCGUUGCCGGUGUUCCUGGAAUGGUCGGUGGCAUGCUUCGACAUCUUCACAGCCUAAGAAAGAUGAAGCGUGAUAACGGCUGGAUUGAAACGUUACUUGAAGAAGCAUACAACGAACGGAUGCACCUACUCACCUUCCUCAAACUCGCUGAGCCAGGUUGGUUUAUGCGUUUGAUGGUACUAGGCGCUCAGGGUGUGUUUUUCAACGGUUUCUUCCUCUCCUAUCUCAUCUCACCACGAACCUGCCACCGUUUCGUCGGAUACCUAGAGGAAGAAGCUGUCUUGACAUAUACCCAUGCUAUUAAGGAUUUAGAGGCUGGUAAACUACCAGCAUGGUCUGACCUCCCCGCGCCUGAUAUCGCUAUAAAAUACUGGAACAUGCCAGAGGGACACCAGAAGAUGCUUGAUUUACUUUAUUAUGUCCGAGCCGAUGAGGCAAAACAUCGUGAGGUCAACCACACUCUGGCCAACUUGAAUCAGAAGAUCGAUCCUAAUCCUUACGCUGCCAAAUACGAGAGUCCGGAAAAGCCUCAUCCCACCAAAUCCGCCGAGAUUGUUAAGCCUACUGGCUGGGACAGACAGGAUGUCAUCUAG